AACUCCGAUUUGAACAUAUGCUAUGCAUUUGCCCUCUUUCUAUCCGCAAAGCUGAGGCGGGAGAAAACGUGAUUUCUGAAGCCACAUACCAAAAGACAUCUUAUAAAGAUGAGGGCAAUAACAAUAUUGCAGCUCAAACUUUCACAUUCAGAGAAUUAGCAACAGCCACAAAGAAUUUUCGCCAACAAUGUCUAAUAGGUGAAGGUGGAUUUGGACGUGUUUACAAGGGCCACCUUGACAAAACUAGUCAGGUUGUAGCAGUGAAGCAACUUGAUCGCAAUGGAUUGCAAGGAAACAAAGAGUUCCUUGUGGAGGUGUUGAUGUUGAGCCUUUUGCACCAUUCAAAUCUUGUAAAUUUAAUUGGAUAUUGUGCUGAUGGAGAUCAAAGACUUUUGGUGUAUGAAUACAUGCCUUUGGGAUCACUGGAGGAUCAUCUACUAG
Nicotiana tabacum (common tobacco) is the source of this 441-nucleotide messenger RNA. NCBI's taxonomy places the organism in Eukaryota, Viridiplantae, Streptophyta, Magnoliopsida, Solanales, Solanaceae. The record is from RefSeq and is a predicted model, not a curated record.